AAAACUCAACCAGAAAAACCCAAACCACUGGGUUUCUGACUUAGCCCAGUUUGAGUCGUGUUCAUUGAUGCCAUUUAUCUCCUCUUCCAGAUGCUAUUAAAUAACACUGGAUCCUAACAACAAACCCUGUAGUUUCUCACUAGACAUUUCCCCCACCACUUGAUCAUGUUCAUUUUCACUUUUUGUUUGCAAUCCUUCAGUUAGUUUUUAAUCAACAUGACAAUAUUUAUACCCAAACCCAUAUUAAUUAAUGUUGAAGUAAGAUCUUGUGGAACUUUGCAUUCCUUCCUUUCUGUCUUGCAUGCAUUGAAGCCGAAAGGAUUAUUAUUCCAAAAACGCCACUGGGGCACAGAAGAUCAAACAAUCUGCCCUAUAUAGUGGGUCACCAAAAGGAUUUGAGAGCUUUUAAGACUUUUGUGGCAAGGUGGCUGAGGCAUUCCAACUGCAUCACCUAGAGGCUUGCUUGGCGACAUCUCCCAUUCCCCCUUAGCCGUUGGAACUCACUGAACAAUGGCAGUUUCCAAUUUUUAGGCCUAAAAAGGAGAUUCUUUCUCUUUGAACUCGAAGGUCACCAACUUAAAAACACUACACGCUUUCCCACGUCACUACUGAUUUUGAUAUGCAGGUUACUAUGGAUACUUUCUUUGGAAGAUGUAUCUUUUAUAUGGUGUGUGAAAGCCAUGUGUGUAGCCAGUACAGAGCAUCAAGUUCUUUGCCAGAUGAAAAGAAGGAGUUUCUGCAAAAUGGACCUGAUUUGCAAGAUUUUGUGUCUGGAGAUUUUUCUGAUAAGAGCAUGUGGGCUGAGUAUAAAGGCAAUUUAAAACGCCAGAAGGGAGAAAGGCUGCGACUUCCUCCAUGGCUAAAAACUGAGAUUCCCAUAGGAAAGAACUAUAAUAAACUGAAGAGUACACUGCGAAGUUUAAAUCUUCAUACUGUGUGUGAGGAAGCACGUUGUCCCAACAUUGGAGAGUGCUGGGGAGGGGGUGAGUAUGCUACUGCUACAGCAACUAUCAUGUUGAUGGGUGACACAUGUACAAGAGGAUGCAGAUUUUGUUCAGUAAAGACAGCAAAAAAUCCACCUCCAUUGGAUCUUAACGAACCCUACAAUACAGCAAAAGCUAUAGCUGAAUGGGGCUUGGAUUAUGUUGUAUUGACAUCUGUAGACCGAGAUGAUAUUCUAGAUGGCGGAGCAGAACACUUUGCAAAAACUGUAUCACACUUGAAGGAAAGGAAUUCAAAAAUUCUAGUAGAAUGUUUAACCCCUGAUUUUCGAGGGGACCUUAAAGCAGUGGAGAAAGUUGCUUUGUCAGGACUGGACGUAUAUGCCCAUAAUGUGGAAACUGUUCCAGAGUUACAGAGGAAAGUACGUGAUCCUCGGGCCAAUUUUAAGCAGUCCUUACAAGUUUUGAAGCAUGCUAAGAAGGUCCAACCUGAUGUAAUUUCUAAAACCUCCAUUAUGCUGGGAUUAGGCGAGACAGAUGAACAAGUAUAUUCAACAAUGAAAUUAUUACGUGAGGCAGAUGUCGACUGUUUGACCUUAGGACAAUACAUGCAACCAACAAAACGUCAUCUAAAGGUUGAGGAAUAUGUUACCCCUGACAAGUUUAAACACUGGGAAAAAGUGGGAAAUGAGCUUGGAUUUCAUUACACAGCUAGUGGUCCUCUAGUGCGCUCCUCCUAUAAAGCAGGUGAAUUUUUCUUGAAGAAUUUAGUAGAGAAAAGGAAGACAAAGGUCAUCUGAAGGUGGAAGAGGACCCAUUUUAAGUCACCUACAACUUUAAAGAUUCAUUUUUUCAUAAGUUCAUUUAAUUCCAAAAAUAUAGCAUCCCACAUCAUGGAAUGAAGAAUGAACUUAAUAUUUCUAGAACACUGCUCCCUUGACAAAACAAUUGACAUUAAUUCGCCUAGUUCUUCUUAGUCUCUAUAAAAUUACAGCUACAAGGUACUUUAGUGUUCAGUGAAUCAUCAAGAGCCUUAGCCUUAGAAUGUAUCAAAACAGAGACUCUGAUUUGGUGAGCAGGGGAAUUAUGAGGAAAAAAUAAAGAGAAAUGACAUAUAUAUGUAAACAAAAAUGGAUGGAUUGUGAAAUCUGGUAUAGUGUAUUAAAUGCUGAAAUAAAAAAAAUCUUGCCACCUGC
Molecule: messenger RNA, 2137 nt
Organism: Trachemys scripta elegans
Lineage: Eukaryota; Metazoa; Chordata; Testudines; Emydidae
Gene: LIAS
Product: lipoic acid synthetase
Exons: 11
Coding region: 620-1741 (373 amino acids)
Biological process (GO): lipoate biosynthetic process
Cellular component (GO): mitochondrion
Molecular function (GO): 4 iron, 4 sulfur cluster binding; lipoate synthase activity
Source: RefSeq, a predicted model, not a curated record